Lolium perenne is the source of this 1015-nucleotide messenger RNA. RefSeq names its product UPF0664 stress-induced protein C29B12.11c. Gene Ontology annotation, molecular function: chromatin DNA binding; transcription coactivator activity. NCBI's taxonomy places the organism in Eukaryota, Viridiplantae, Streptophyta, Magnoliopsida, Poales, Poaceae. The record is from RefSeq and is a predicted model, not a curated record. Gene Ontology annotation, biological process: positive regulation of DNA-templated transcription. Gene Ontology annotation, cellular component: nucleus.
CCGACAACCACACGGCCACGCCCGACCCCGCGAGAGAGUUGCAACGAAAUAGGCCGGCCGCUUCGAGAAGCCCCGUCAAGAUCAAGCCGCCUCCCCGGAAUCGGAAAUCGCCCACCCCAUUCGAUCGCUUCCACGAUCCAUCCACCCCCGUUCGGCGACGCGGCGGAGGAGGCAGCCGAGCAGCAGCAGGCGGAGACCCAGAAGAAGAGGAGAUGGCGGAGAACCCGCAGCUGUUCGGCAACGGGAUGCCGGUGCCCUUCAACGGCGAGAUGUUCGUCCUCGCGCGCGACGGCGUCGAGUUCAACGUCGACAAGAUCCCCUCAGCGCCUGGCGGCCACGCAAAAACCAAGGGCACCAUUUACCUCUCCAACAUAAGGAUGGUGUUUGUUGCCGCCAAGCCUGUUGGCAACUUCUUUGCUUUCGAUAUGCCCCUGUUGUACGUGCAUGGUGAGAAAUUUAACCAGCCGAUCUUUCACUGCAACAACAUUUCUGGAUUCGUUGAGCCGGUUGUUGCAGAGGGCCAGAACAGGGCUCUGUACUCGACCCACACCUUCAAGAUCUUGUUCAAGGAAGGAGGCUGUGGUACCUUUGUCCCUCUCUUCCUGAACCUGAUCACAUCUGUGCGGCGCUACAACCAGUUUGAAGCCCAGUCUGCUGCUACGCCCCGUGUGGACCCUCUGCAAGCUGCGCAGACCCCUGUCGACGAAAUGAUGCGCCAUGCGUACGUUGAUCCAAAUGAUCCUACCAAGAUUUUCCUUCAGCAGCCUGCUGCAGAAUCCCAGAUGAGGAGGAGAAACUACCACGGGCCUGCUGAUAACGCGUACUAAUGUUUUGGCCUGACUGCGAAACUUCGAUGAUCUAUGUAGUAGGGAAGGGCAUGUGUGUUUCCUGUCUUUGUGGUGAUUGUCAUUAAAGAAUGCGGUGAAGUAUAGUAUGAUCUCGGACAAUUGUGUAUUUCUCUGUCGGAUUCAGUCCAAAUGUCAGUAAUAAUGUACAUAUUGUGUGAUCUGCUUUA